AUCUGCUAAAUAUAGUCAUUUGAGUCAACAUUUUACUCCAUCAAAUUUUCUCGCAAAUAAACUAGAUAUACUGAAUACUUGGAUGGUUACCAGUUUAAAUAUACAAGAGACCAUUGUGUUUUGUUUGUCUGCUCCCAGUCGUGCGCUAACUGAAAAGGUACAUCUUAGCAUCAAAAUGAUCCUCUCAGCGUGGAACAUGUAACAGAAACAAAAUGGCUGAAAGUAAAAACAAAAAAGCAUCUUCAUGUCCGUUACAAACAAAACUUGACAAAAUCCUCAGAAAUCAGAAACAAAUCUUUGAAGAACUUAUUUCGAUCAAAAGACAACUAAAGAUAUCAGCACAAUGUACCAGGAUGAUAAAACAGAGCACAGACCGACAGUUGUCAGAAGUGCAAGAGAAAACCACAAAGAAUGUAAGGAAUGUGGAGAUGACAGUUCUUGGGCUGACCGCGGUGUUGGAUCACGUGCAGGAGCGAUUAGUACAGCUAGAAUUAACACAGUACGACUCUUCAAAAGGUCCUAGUUCAACAAGCUCUCUUUCUUCUACUGAUGAGGAAGCUGACUUUUUAAAGACAGGAGAAAGAAAACUAGACUGUACAAGACCUGAGCAGACCUGUAACCACAAUGGAGGGCAGCUACACAGCAAUCAAAAGUGGCUGCGAGAGAACCACCUGUUGCUGGUCAAAGGGAUAGACACCACAGGUUGCCUUCUUCUCGAUUAUCUUGUGCAGGAACACAUCCUUUCUGACACAGAUGAAGAUGAUAUCUCAUCCCACAGAACACGGAAGGACAAAACCAGAGAGUUACUAUUCAAAAUGAGGCAUGCAGAUAACAAGAAAAUUUGCCAGUUUGUUAAACAUCUUCAGAAAGAUUUUCCUCAUUUAGUACGGAGCUUCUCUAAUGAUUCUGAAACCGGAGAAAGGAACAGCUGUGUUGCCUGUGACGUUGUGCAACAAGUGAAUGUAGACGAUGCAAUUGAUGUCUUGUUGCAAGAAGCCGUUGUUGACGAUGAUUUGUAUGAAAAAAUAUGGCGAUGUACCACGAAAAAGAAAGGUUGGAGCAGGCUCCUUAAAAAUAUGCAUCAUACCAGAAUGCCAAAAUGUUUGUCAGUUCUUGCACAAGCACUGGCGCAAAAGUAUCCCCAACUCUGCAAACGUAUCACAGAGUCUGGCAUAGAGACACUGGAAUGUUGUUACAAGCGAAAAACAUCUUCAUCCAGUAUCUGCUGUGAAGUCAGAGAUGGAACAACAAUUCGUAAAAUGUCUACUGGGCUCAAGAGUCGAAAUGGAAUACCAAUAUUUGGGAACAAAAAAUUUACACAACUGUAUCAAAAAUACAGAAUGAAGAAACCACCACAGAAAUGGCUAGUUUGAGAUUUAUGCUGUGCUGCAGAAUACAUUUUAAACAAAAACACUUGUCUUUGUUUCAUCAAAAAAAAAAAAAAAAUUAAAAAUCUUCAACAGCA
This is a messenger RNA of Gigantopelta aegis, 1465 nucleotides long. RefSeq lists its product as uncharacterized. NCBI's taxonomy places the organism in Eukaryota, Metazoa, Mollusca, Gastropoda, Neomphalida, Peltospiridae. The coding region runs from base 213 to 1373 and encodes 386 amino acids. Gene Ontology annotation, biological process: regulation of apoptotic process. The record is from RefSeq and is a predicted model, not a curated record. The transcript is spliced from 3 exons.